Eucalyptus grandis is the source of this 1228-nucleotide messenger RNA. Its product is annotated as triphosphate tunnel metalloenzyme 3. The record is from RefSeq and is a predicted model, not a curated record. NCBI's taxonomy places the organism in Eukaryota, Viridiplantae, Streptophyta, Magnoliopsida, Myrtales, Myrtaceae.
UCGAAUGGAGCGACGGCAGCGUCGGCACCGCGCAAAAUGCUGAGGAGAAAACCCAGCAAGAUCGAAGUCAAGAUCGAAGACAAGGACGAGCUCGAGGAGGCCCGGAAACGCUCCACCGCCGCCGCCGCCUCCUCCGCCGCCCCGCCCCCGGCGCAUCCUCCAUCCUCCAGCACCUCGACCGCUCCUCCUCCAACCUCCCCUCCAAGUCCCAACGCAUCGGCCUCUCCUCCUCCUGAUCCCUUUCCCCCCCCCGGGAAACCCUAGAGCGCGAUGGAAGUCGAGGUCAAGCUCCGCCUCCCCGGCGCCGACGCCCACCGCCGCGUCGCCUCCCUGCUCUCCCCCCACCGCCUCCGCACCGACCGCCAGGAGAACCUCUUCUUCGACGGCGCCGCCGGCGAGCUCUCCUCCCGGCGCGCCGUCCUCCGCCUCCGGUUCUACAACGGCGACGCCCGCUGCGUCGCCUCGCUCAAGGCCAGGGCCGUCCUCGUCGACGGCGUCAGCCGCGUCGAGGAGGACGAGGAGGAGCUGGACCCGGCGAGGGGCCGGGAGUGCGUCGCGGAUCCGGGGAAGAUGGGGUCGAUGGGCUCUAGGGUUCUGAGGCGGUGCAGGGAGGAGUUCGGGGUGGAGUUCGUGGGGCUGGGAGGGUUUGGGAAUGUGAGGGAUGUGUACGAGUGGAAAGGGUUGACGUUGGAGGUCGACGAGACUAAGUACGAGUUCGGGACGUGUUAUGAGAUCGAGUGCGAGAGCAGCGAUCCCGAGGCCGUGAAGAAGGUGAUUGAGGAGUUCCUGAAGGAGAAUGGGGUUGAGUAUAAGUAUUCGGAGGCGUCCAAGUUUGCGAUUUUUCGGUCCGGGAAGUUGCCAGAGUAGUCGUCAUGGACGGGCAGCUGACGACCUUUUUCACUACGAAUAAUCCUUUUUUCUUGUGGCCAUCGGCUCAAGUAUCCAUAUCAAUGAGUAGAGAAGUUGGAGGUUCCAAGGAAUGUUGUGAACUCGCGAUCGGAUGAGGCUGCAUGCUACUCUAAUUAUUCGCAUAUGUUGAGUGCUUGCAGCACUGUUUCUCAUUAACAUCUUUUCCCCUGGACCAAGUCGUUAUAGAACUCAUGUACUACGGUAAUACAUAUUGGGGAUGUCAACUAUCUGCAAGAACCAUUGUGGAUAGUCAGAUUGUGAUCAGGGAACUCUGGCAAUUUGCUUAUUUUCAUCUAUGUUUUUUUUUUUUUUUUCCAAA